This is a messenger RNA of Knipowitschia caucasica, 2016 nucleotides long. Lineage: Eukaryota; Metazoa; Chordata; Actinopteri; Gobiiformes; Gobiidae. The record is from the annotation of a GenBank genome assembly.
AUGGCAGGGGCAGUGUCCUCUCAUUACCUUUUGAUCCUCAGACAUUGGUUGAAGUGUUUGGGCUUUAACCAAUCAGUGCCCUCUUCUCUGCCCCCUGUAGGGAGAGGCCCCGCCCCCUGGUCUCCUAGCCCCGCCCCCACAUGGCCCUUGAGAUUUUCUUGUCUGGGACGAAACGCACUCCCCGUGGGUCAGAAGAGCCCACUCCCCGUGGGUCAGAAGAGGCCGCUCCCCGUGGGUCAGAAGAGCCCACUCCCCGUGGGUCAGAAGAGCCCGGUCCCCGUGGGUCAGAAGAGGCCGCUCCCCGUGGGUCAGAAGAGCCCACUCCCCGUGGGUCAGAAGAGCCCGGUCCCCGUGGGUCAGAAGAGCCCGCUCCCCGUGGGUCAGAAGAGCCCACUCCCCGUGGGUCAGAAGAGCCCGGUCCCCGUGGUUUCUCUGAAAGAAGAACCUCUGAGUCGCUCCUGGAUCCACAGCAGCGGAGUCCUGGACGCCAACACCGCAGCUCAGAGUGGGGUGGCGCUAGCGCGUGCUCAUUUUGAGAAGCAGCCUCCAUCGAACCUGAGGAAGUCCAACUUCUUUCACUUUGUUUUGGCGCUUUACGAUCGUCAGGGGCAACCAGUGGAGAUUGAGAGGACGGCCUACUGCGACUUCAUUGAGAAAGACAAGGAAGUCACCGGAGAAAAAACCAACAAUGGUAUUCACUACAGACUUCAGCUGCUCUACAGCAACGGUGUGCGCACGGAGCAAGACCUGUUUGUGCGACUCAUUGACUCCAUGACCAAACAGCCAAUCAUCUACGAGGGUCAAGACAAGAACCCAGAAAUGUGCAGAGUUCUCCUUACUCAUGAGAUCAUGUGCAGUCGAUGUUGUGACAAAAAGAGCUGUGGGAACAGAAACGAGACGCCGUCCGACCCAGUGAUCAUCGACAGGUUCUUUCUGAAGUUCUUCCUGAAGUGUAACCAGAACUGUCUGAAGAACGCGGGGAACCCACGAGACAUGAGGAGGUUCCAGGUCGUUGUGUCGACCACAGUAAAUGUGGAUGGACAUGUUCUGUCUGUGAGCGACAACAUGUUUGUGCACAACAACUCCAAACAUGGCCGCCGCGCCAGGAGAAUGGACCCCAGUGAGGCUGCCACUCCGUGCAUCAAAGCCAUCAGUCCCAGUGAGGGCUGGACCACAGGGGGCGCCACAGUCAUCCUGAUUGGGGACCACUUCUUUGAUGGUCUUCAGGUGGUGUUUGGGACCAUGCUGGUGUGGAGUGAGCUGAUCACGCCUCACGCUAUCCGAGUCCAGACUCCUCCCAGACACAUCCCUGGCGUGGUGGAGGUCACACUUUCAUACAAGAGCAAACACUUCUGCAAGGGAGCUCCAGGCCGCUUUGUCUAUACAGCCCUGAAUGAACCGACUAUUGACUAUGGUUUCCAGAGACUGCAGAAGGUGAUCCCCCGACACCCAGGGGACCCCGAGAGGCUGCCCAAGGAGGUGCUGUUAAAGAGAGCGGCUGAUCUGGUGGAGGCACUUUACGGGAUGCCCCACAACAACCAGGAGAUGAUCCUGAAGCGGGCGGCGGACAUGGCAGAGGCGCUGUACUCUGUUCCCCGGAAUCACCCCCAGAUGGCGCCGCACGGCAUGAUGGGAGUUCAGCCAUUCAGCGGGCAGCUGCCAGUAACCGACGGCAACCAGGGGACGUAUGGACGCAGCUCCAGCAGUACCUCUCCUCGUGGUUACGCUCCGACAUCGACUCAAAACUCAAACUACAACAACAAUGGAUACAACAGCAACAUGAACCUGAGCAGUGGCUCUACAUCGGGCUUUCCCGGGAGCCCCUCCCCCUAUGCAAUGGUCCCGUCCAGUCCGCCGAUGACCGUAUCAAAUUGUGGCUCGUCCCAUGGUGUGUUCUCGUUCUCUGUGAAGCAGAAAAGCGCAUUCGCUCCGGUUGUCAGGGCGACUGUCUCGCCGCCGCCCCAGGGUUGUCAAGGCAACACUCAGGCCGGCGCUGCCAUGCAAGCCAUGAUGUGA